GCAGGGCUUUGCCAUCUGACAGACUCUAGGUCAAAUCUCAGCUGGCAUGAUUAUUCUCAGGAGGCCUGGAGCAAAUCUCUCUGAGCUGAAAUGUCCUCCCCAUCAAACUGGGGUAUUAAUCCUUAUCUUCAAGGGGUGAGGAUCAAGCGAUAGAACACGCAGAGCUACUGCUCAGGAAGGGUAGCUAAUAGGACUCUCCAGUUCUGUGAUUGCUUGAUGGAGACCCACGGAGAGUCUGAAACAGCAGCAGACAUGGAGCGUCAACCGGGAGAAGAGAACCCCACAGCUCUUCCUUCUCGGAGGCCCGCUGCCGGUUGAAUGUAACACGCCUGCCCACGGUUGCUGAAGGGCCAGGAGUCACCAUGACCGAGCGCUUUGACUGUCACCAUUGCGAAAAAUCCCUCUUUGGCAAGAAGUACAUCCUGAGGGAGGAGAGCCCCUACUGCGUGGCAUGCUUUGAGGCCCUCUAUGCCAGCACUUGCGAGGAGUGUGGGAAGCCCAUCGGCUGUGACUGCAAGGACUUGUCCUACAAGGACCGACACUGGCAUGAGGCCUGUUUCCACUGCUCGCGGUGCAAGAGCUCCCUUGUGGACAAGCCCUUCGCUGCCAAGGAGGACCAGCUGCUCUGCACGGACUGCUACUCCCAUGAGUACUCCUCCAAGUGCCAGGAAUGCAAGAAGACCAUCAUGCCAGGUACCCGCAAGAUGGAGUACAAAGACAGCAGCUGGCACGAGACCUGCUUCACCUGCCACCGCUGCCAGCAGCCCAUCGGUACCAAGAGCUUCAUCCCUAAGGACAACCAGAACUUCUGUGUGCCCUGCUAUGAGAAACAGUACGCCUUGCAGUGUGUUCAGUGUAAAAAGCCCAUCACCACCGGGGGCGUCACGUACCGGGAGCAGCCCUGGCACCGGGAGUGCUUCGUGUGCACCGCCUGCAAGAAGCCGCUGUCGGGGCAGCGCUUCACGUCCCGGGAUGAGUUCGCCUACUGCCUGAGCUGCUUCUGCGACUUGUACGCCAAGAAGUGCGCCGGCUGCACCAACCCCAUCAGUGGACUUGGUGGCACAAAGUACAUCUCCUUUGAGGAACGGCAGUGGCAUAAUGAUUGUUUUAAUUGUAAGAAGUGCUCCCUCUCCCUGGUGGGGCGAGGCUUCCUCACAGAAAGAGAUGACAUCCUGUGCCCUGACUGUGGGAAAGACAUCUGAAGCCCACGCAGCUGCUUGCAACACACAUGGAUUUAUACACUCUCGUUGUCAACCAGGCAGUAUUGUGUCUGGUCUCCACCGACCACAUUGAGACUUUCUUCUUGUGCUUCUCAGUGAUACUCACAUUUGUUUAAACCCUUGAAUCCUUUGUACUAGUUCAAUCCCAGGGAAGGAGGAAACCCUUAUGUAAACCCUCAGUGGGAAGAUGGUUUUGAAUUUUUGUAAUCAAGCAAGGCAAAUCCAAGUGUAAAAAUCCCUUUUGAAUGACAUCUUUAUAAAUGUAUCUUUCUUUUGCUGCGUAUUUAAUUUUUAAGUGCAAUUAACAUGUCGCGAACUCGAGUUUUUUAAACUACAUGAGAUAAUGAAGAAUGGGCAUUUACAACUAUGUAACUUCCUGUCAUGUAAGACCUGGAGCAAGAUUAUAUAGCUUGCAAUAAAGUUAUCCAGAACAAAAUCCUUGGCCACA
This is a messenger RNA of Canis lupus familiaris (dog), 1668 nucleotides long. RefSeq names its product four and a half LIM domains 2 (gene FHL2). The record is from RefSeq and is a predicted model, not a curated record. Gene Ontology annotation, biological process: negative regulation of calcineurin-NFAT signaling cascade; negative regulation of transcription by RNA polymerase II. Gene Ontology annotation, cellular component: nucleus; Z disc. NCBI's taxonomy places the organism in Eukaryota, Metazoa, Chordata, Mammalia, Carnivora, Canidae. The transcript is spliced from 6 exons. The coding region runs from base 363 to 1202 and encodes 279 amino acids. Gene Ontology annotation, molecular function: transcription coregulator activity; transcription factor binding.